GAGAUAUUAUUUAAAAUUAUGUACCAAUAGGCAACUCAGUAUCCGAAUUAAAAGUACAAAACACAACUCUGUAGACAUUUUAGUAAGAGUUUGAAUCAAAAUAUAGCAUCAAAUGGGGUUUGUGCUUUGGGGUUAAGAUGUUAGUUUGCUCAUGGACCAUAAGAACUUAGAGCUAAUAGUUUAUAAACUGGAUAUGUUGAAUAAGUUAUCCCUGCCAACAACUACAAUAAGGUUCAAGGGAUCAACCCAAUGGUUGUUAAUUACAAGAGUAAAUGAUGAAGAUAAUAAAAUUAGCAUAAUUAUGCAAGCAUUUCAAUCCAUAAACAGGUCAAUGCAAGAAUGGACCCACUUGUACUUUUGCACAUGGGGAAAGUGAAUUAAAUACAAUACCAUAUUUAUAAAGUUAAUACUAGUAAAGCUUCUAUAUGAAUAUCUAUUAGAUAGAUGUAAUAACAAAUGAAACAAAUGAACUAACAAUAAUUACAGGCAGAUCUUACCUAACAGAUACUUGUUAUGAUAUUAACUAACAUGGAGCACAUCUUUCCAGGAUAACAAGUACUUUGCAAUUUUAUUAAUUUUAAGCAAAUUCUGUAUCUCUUAAAAUAAGGAUAGGACAAGGCAAAGUAAGGAGACACUCAGGGAGCAAGCGACAUUAUCAAAUAAAUUAUACAUGAUUAAGAAAGAUCAAAGGAAGAGAAAUAAUAAUAUUAAUAAAUCUAUAAUAAUGCUUAAAGGCAUUAUGAUUAAAAAUUGAAGGAGAUUUAAUCUUAAUAGUAAUAACAGCUUUAUUGAAAUAUAUUAUUAUAUAUA
This is a messenger RNA of Paramecium octaurelia, 810 nucleotides long. NCBI's taxonomy places the organism in Eukaryota, Ciliophora, Oligohymenophorea, Peniculida, Parameciidae. The record is from the annotation of a GenBank genome assembly.